AUGUCUUCGAAAAUCAUGGCAAAGGAGGAGCCAUCCUUGGAAUCACCGUCUCUGAUUAUGUUACUUCCCCAUGACGUCAUGGUUGGCAUAUUAGCACGUGUAUCGAGAUUCGACUAUCCAACACUCUCCCUAGUUUGCAAGCGCUUCCGGUCAAUAGUUACGUCGCCUGAGAUAUUCACAAGACGAUCUUUGUUGGGACGCACGGAGCACUGUCUCUAUGUCGUUCUAUCUUUGCAGAACCGUAAGCAUAUUUAUAUUCUCGGCAAGAACAAAACUAACGGCGAUAGCCCUCUGGUGUUGGUCCCGUCGCUUCCUGCUAUGCCUAUGUAUGUAAACUGCGUAUCAGUGGGAUCGAGGAUAUACGCGUUUGCUCGGAGGAGCGAUUUCGAGAUGAUGACGUUAAGCAUUGACUGUGGAUCUCAUACCGUGCAACCCUUCCCUAGUAUUCCUGAAUACGUGAACUGUACAGGCGGCACUGGUAUCAUAGAGGGGAGAAUUUACGGAGUUGGAUGUCGCUUUGUGAAGGACUACUGGGAGAGGGUGAUGGUGGUGUUCAAUACAAAAACACAGCUGUGGGAGCCUGGGAUGAUAUCAGAAGAGAAGGAGGGUAUUAUGUGUGGUUGUGUGGUGAUGGCUGAUAAGAUUUACACGAGAAAUUCUACUAACAGCUUUGUUUACGAUCCAACGGAGAGUAAAUGGGAAAAAGACGAGAUGCUUAAUCUUCACAAAUGGGAAAAUGCGUGUGUUAUUGAUGAUGUAUUGUACUAUUUAGAUUGGGACGAGAUGGAGUUAAGGGCUUAUGAUGGAAAGCAGAGGUGUUGGCAGGUGGUAAAAGGUUUGGAAGCGUUGUUGCCUGAGAUGAGAAGAAGACAAGUAAAAGAGUGGUCACAGACUGUGAAUUACGAUGGAAAAUUAGCUUUGUUUUAUCCUAAAGAAAACUCUGAAAUUUGGUGUGCGGAGAUUUCUCUGGAAACACGUCAAGGAGGGGAGAUUUGGGGUACUGUUGAGUGGUGCCGUCAUCUCGUGACUGCGCACUCUCUUUUUUUGAAAGCUCUAGAUGUUGUUGUCUGA
Eruca vesicaria subsp. sativa (arugula) is the source of this 1071-nucleotide messenger RNA. The record is from the annotation of a GenBank genome assembly. NCBI's taxonomy places the organism in Eukaryota, Viridiplantae, Streptophyta, Magnoliopsida, Brassicales, Brassicaceae.